Molecule: messenger RNA, 996 nt
Organism: Rasamsonia emersonii CBS 393.64
Lineage: Eukaryota; Fungi; Ascomycota; Eurotiomycetes; Eurotiales; Trichocomaceae
Exons: 2
Coding region: 1-996 (331 amino acids)
Biological process (GO): mRNA processing
Cellular component (GO): THO complex part of transcription export complex
Source: RefSeq, a predicted model, not a curated record
AUGACUUCGUACGCGCUACUAGAUCAGGCAGAAGAAGAUAACCUGCACAAAUUUCGCCUUCUCAACGUCGAAGAAAAACCAUUCAAGCGCAUCACAAAACGCCUGCUCGCACGCGACUCGCUGAUUCUCAACCCUUUGACCCUCCCUCCGACUCCGCCCCCGGAAGGAACUGACGGUGAUGCGGCCGCAGCCGCCGAGGCAGAGAGACAGAAGAAGCUCGAAGAAUGGCGCCAGUUCAAAGAGGACGUGACGCUGGACUUUGCCGCGUUCGAGAGCAGCAUCGCCCGCAUCCAGUUUCUGCUGACGAGCAACGAGAAGGAACGGGAGCGAUACGCGGCCGAAAAACUGCGCAUCCAGUCGACGGCCCAGGAGGUGCGGGACAACACGGCAGAACUACGCGUCCAGCUCGAGGCUGCGCAGAAGACGCUCGCGCUGCGGAAGACCUACGACGACCUCGCGGAGAAGAUCACGAGUAACCGCCUCCUCCGGCCGCGGGAGGACCAGCAAGCCAACCUGGAGAAGCUGCGGGCGGAGAUCCUGGACCUGGAGAAGGAGAGCAGGGAGUAUGCCAAGACGUGGUCGGAGCGACGCGAACAGUUUGGCCGCAUCGUCGAGGAAGGCAUGCAGCUGCGACGGUUGAUCCGCGACGAGAAGGAAGAGGUCGAGCGCAGAGAAGGCAUGCAAGAAGGCGGAGAGGGAGAGGCCGGCGACGGCAGUAGCGCCAAUACGCCGCGGCCAGAAGCUGAAACUCAGCCCAGUGUGGAUGAGUCGACUACGACUUCUGCCUCUGCGGCCGGUGGACUCCAAGUGGAGAAGCCUCAAGCAGACGCGCGGGCAGCAUCCCCGUUGCGCCAGUCGAUGACCACGUCAGACGAGAAGACGGCGGAAGAAGACGUCAACAUGGCGGACGAGGGUGAGGUGAGCGACAAGGGGGAUGAACUCGAAGAGGGCGAAGAGAUAUCUGACGAUAAGGGGGAGAAAAUGGACACCAGUUAA